AUGUGUGGCGCGUCGCUUGUGUCCAAGGCAGGUCCUGUUCUUGCGUCCACUCCUGCCCUAGACAGCGACAGAACUGAGUCACCUGGGCCCAUGCUUGAUAAUAAUAAUGCAAGCGGUCCUAUCAGCUUAGAAGCCAUUGAGGGAGUCAAGAUAUCUUUCCGCGGCGGGGGGGAGAAGAUUUUCUACGAACGAUUGAAAGGGUCUAUGACGCAGCGGAAGUGGCUGCUGCAGAAUGCCCCUCCCCCACCCAAGGGACGCCCGCGAGAUGGCAGCGUCUCCGGCGCGGAAGGCGAUGCGGGCCAAAGUGAACGCAGAACAAAGACGGCGGGGAUUGCUGGCCUUGAGCAGCUUGGACUGAGCAGGCACAAGAACAAUGAAUUGCUCAUUGGUAGUGCCUUUGAAGACCUGGAAGCGCUCAUGGCCUCUGCAAAGGAGGUGAUUGCGCUUGCAGAGAGGUUUUCUUUGCAGAAAGGCUCCGGGAACGGCGGCAGCUUCUCUGCGGAGGAGAAUGCCAUCCUUGCGGAGUCGGCAAGUCAGCUUGGCCUUGUGACGACAAAGGACAUGUUGGGCGGCGGCGGGUCAGAAUCCCUCUAUCUCUCAGAGCUAGCGCGCAACCUGGCCGAGUUCCUCACCGACGACACGCGGAGCGUCCUGAAAAAGGCGGGCGGCAUCUUAACUCUAGUCGAUCUGUGGGCCAUGUUCAACAGGGCGCGUGGCGGCGUUGAGCUCGUCAGCCCGCUCGACUUUGAAAAGGCCGCCCGGCUGUGGGAGAGCCUGAAGCUGCCCCUGCGCCUCCGCACGUUCAGGAGCGGCGUCAUGGUCGUCCAGGGCCGGGACCGCACCGACGAGAUCACCAUCAAGGCGCUGCUCACGUGGCUCCAGGACCUUCACGAGUUCCCUCCAGACCGCGAGGUUCUCUGGGACUGGCGGGCGUUUGGCCGGGGCGUUACGGCCCAAGAAGCCGCGGAGCGGUUCGGCUGGAGCCUCGGCGUUGCGGAGGAGGAGCUGCUCAUGGCCGAGGAGCAUGGGGCAUUGUGCAGAGAAGAGGGUCUGGAAGGGCUCAAGUUUUGGAAGAACUACAUAGGCUCAGACCCAGUAGACGAUAAGGAGCCAGAAGACCCUAUAGUCGCGCUGCUAAGAAGUGCUGCACUCAUAUAG
Cordyceps fumosorosea ARSEF 2679 is the source of this 1158-nucleotide messenger RNA. Its product is annotated as vacuolar protein-sorting-associated protein 36. The transcript has a single exon. NCBI's taxonomy places the organism in Eukaryota, Fungi, Ascomycota, Sordariomycetes, Hypocreales, Cordycipitaceae. The record is from RefSeq and is a predicted model, not a curated record. Gene Ontology annotation, biological process: protein transport to vacuole involved in ubiquitin-dependent protein catabolic process via the multivesicular body sorting pathway. Gene Ontology annotation, cellular component: ESCRT II complex; late endosome membrane. The coding region runs from base 1 to 1158 and encodes 385 amino acids. Gene Ontology annotation, molecular function: ubiquitin binding; phosphatidylinositol-3-phosphate binding.